AGUUGUGAAGUCCCUGACAAGCCAACCCUCUGGCAAAACAAAAUCCAAGUCCUCAACAUUAAUCUCAGCGGCGAGAUACGCCUCAACGUGAACACCUCCCACCGAUGCUAUGACCGCUAUGGAAGCCCUACAGAUUCCUACACCAGCUUUUUGUUUGGUACCUUUCCCCUCUCUGAUAAGAACACACUCACUGGAGUAGGUUGUGACUCUUACGCGUAUCUCGAAGAUUCCGGACUUCAUGGCUGCAGUUCCAAGUGCCUUUUGACGGAAGAUGUUAGAACGAAAGGGUGGAGAGGAGAGACACUGAGUAAAGCCGACAAGAUGGAAAACGGGUCUUGUUCUGGUUAUGGUUGUUGCCAGACCCGUGUCCCUGGAGGGCUCACUCACUUCAGACCAUUGCCAAAAAACUUAAGGAACCACAGCUUUGUGUAUAACUUCAAUCCUUGUAACUAUGCUUUUCUCGUCGAGGAUGGAUACUUCGACUUUUCUAUCAUGGAUCUUGAGAACCUUCGAGGCGUUGUGGCAUUCCCUGUGAUGUUUGAUUGGUUCAUCAGGGACUUUUCAUGCCACCAAGUCGGAAACAACAGUGUCUGCGGUCAGAACAGUGAUUGUGUCGACUUUAGAAAUGGACCUGGUUAUACCUGCAAGUGUUCUGAUGGCUAUGCCGGGAAUCCGUACCUUCCAAAUGGUUGUCAAGAUAUCGAUGAGUGUGCAGAAGGUACGCAUAACUGUUUAGGCCCGAGAAUCUGUCACAACACCAACGGUAGCUUCCACUGCAAGUGCCCGAAAGGCCAUGGCAGACAUUCUAUAGAGGGUUGCAGUAAGACCCAUGAAUGGACUGUAUUUCUUCUUGGAGCCACCAUCGGAUUCUUAGUGUUCCUGCUUGGUCUCUGCUACCUAAACCAGGAGCUAAGGCACCGGAAGGACAUCAAAGUAAGAAGGAAAUUCUUCGAGCAAAAUGGCGGUAUUAUGUUGAGGCGACGACUUGUGGGAACACAGUCAUCAAGUGGCGAUAUCAAGAUCUUCACCGAGGAAGAAAUCAAGAAAGCAACCAACGGUUAUCACGAGAGCAGAAUCCUGGGUGAAGGAGGCCAAGGAAUGGUCUAUAAAGGGAUAUUGCCUGAUAACCGGGAAAUCGCCAUCAAGAAGGCUCGGAUUGGAGACCUAAGCCAAGUCGAGCAGUUCAUCAACGAGGUAAUUGUUCUUUCACAAGUAAACCACAGGAACGUGGUGAAACUUUUAGGCUGCUGUCUUGAGACCGAAGUUCCUCUGCUAAUCUACGAGUUUGUUACCAACGGUACCCUUUUUGAUCAACUGCACGGCUCCAAGUUCGGGUUGAUUCUACCGUGGGAAGACCGUCUGAGGAUAGCCGUGGAAACGGCUGGAACUCUGUCGUAUCUCCACUCGUCUGCUUCUGUUCCAGUCAUUCACCGCGAUAUCAAGUCGGCUAACAUUCUCUUGGACGAUAAACUCUCGGCCAAAGUAUCAGACUUUGGGGCUUCGAGGCUGAUUCCAGCGGACAGAGAGCAAUUAACAACGCUCGUGCAAGGCACUCUCGGCUAUUUGGAUCCCGAGUACUUCAAAACCAGCAUUUUAAACGAGAAAAGCGACGUCUACAGCUUUGGAGUUGUGCUGAUGGAACUGAUUUCAGGCCUGAAGGCUCUGUCCUUUAUCCGGCCGCUACACGAAAGGCAUUUGGUAUCUCACUUUGAUUCAGCAAUGAUAAACAAUCGGUUAGACGAAAUUCUGGACUGACGAGUGGUGACGCCAGAGAAUCGUCGGCAGCUCACGGAGGUGGCUUGGUUGGCGGUUAGGUGCACGAGAGUGAAAGGAGAGGAAAGGCCGAGGAUGAAAGAAGUGGCUACGGAACUCGAGGGGAUGAUGGUUCCGGUUAAACACAAGGGGAUCGAUCGGUUUUCGCAGCAGGCUGAAUACUCGCUCGGUGAUCGAAUCUCCCAUGCCCAAGGCUGUGGUAACAGUGACAGCGGCAUGGUUUCAAGUUAUUACAGCAUCUAAGAUUUUUAUAGCUUUGGUUCUUCUGUUGUCAGAAAACGAUCUCAUCAGCAGUGUGCUUUUGUAAUAAAUCUACCCAUUUUACUUUUUGUUUAAGAUUUUGCAGUCCAAUACAAUAUACAAACGAUUUCUGAAUGCAACGCUUUUUUUUUUA
Messenger RNA from Tarenaya hassleriana, 2167 nucleotides. RefSeq names its product wall-associated receptor kinase 2-like. Gene Ontology annotation, molecular function: calcium ion binding; protein serine/threonine kinase activity; ATP binding. NCBI's taxonomy places the organism in Eukaryota, Viridiplantae, Streptophyta, Magnoliopsida, Brassicales, Cleomaceae. The transcript is spliced from 3 exons. Bases 322 to 1755 code for a protein of 477 amino acids. The record is from RefSeq and is a predicted model, not a curated record. Gene Ontology annotation, cellular component: plasma membrane. Gene Ontology annotation, biological process: cell surface receptor signaling pathway; protein phosphorylation.